GGGACGGUCCUCCCGGCUAUGAUUUCCCCCUCUCCCCUCUGCCCAAAGGAGAGAGGGGUUUUAAUUGAGGGAGUGGGCGGGGUUCGCCUUCUCAUCCACCCGGGGAGGCUGGAGAGGAAGGAGUCUGCGUGGAUGCCUGAGUAGCGCAUGACUUAAAAUGGCUUCGAGGGGAACCAUUGAGACCAGCAAGUUGAAGCAGAACUUGGAAGAGCAGCUGGACAGGCUGAUGCAACAGCUGCAGGAUCUGGAGGAGUGCAGAGACGAACUGGACGUCAGUGAGUAUGAAGAAACCAAGAAGGAAACCCUUGAGCAGCUGAGCGAGUUCAACGAUUCCUUGAAAAAGAUUAUCUCUGGCAAUAUGACCUUGGUAGAUGAGCUUGGUGGGAUGCAACUGGCUAUACAAGCAGCCAUCAGCCAGGCUUUUAAAACUCCGGAAGUCAUCAGGAUGUUUGCCAAAAAACAGCCUGGCCAGUUGAGGACAAGAUUGGCUGAGAUGGACAGAGACCUGAUAGUGGGGAAACUGGGACGAGACCUCUACACUCAGCAGAAGGUGGAAAUCCUCACGGCUCUCCGGAAGCUGGGAGAAAAGUUGACCCCCAGUGAUGAAAUUUUCCUUUCAACGAACGCAGGAAGUGCUCUCAGCCAGUUUGAGAAGGUCUCGACUGAUCUUGGAUCUGGGGAUAAAGUCUUCGCCCUGGCAAGCUUUGAGGUAGAAAAAUCAAAGCAAUGAAGACUCUUCUUUUUUUUUCAAGAGUAGAUGCAUUGGACUCUUUUUUUAAAUCACGUAUUUGUGUGUUUCUUACAAACCUUUUGUAAUAUUUGUUAUUCUAAGGAGUUAAUCUAAAACAAACAGGCCACAGCCUUUUCAAAGUCAGCAACAUGCAUCUUGCAGCUGAAACACAGAGGUACUUUCUAACAAAAAAAAUCCACCAAAAACAUUAACGUCCUAAUUUGCUGCUGUUGUCAGCUUUUGUGCAGGUCUGAGAGGCUGGCUCCCUCGCCUUCUGUGUCCGUCAGACGCACUCUGACCAGUAAAGUUGUUGCACACAAUGAGACAAAGCCUCUCUCUUGAGCAGCCUUUCAAUCUCUAUAGCUGCCUAUGUUGAACUGCUUGCAGAAAACUGGUCAUAUUUUUUUUUUUUAAAAUGGGGAGCAGGGGUUGUGGAAUGCAGGCAGCAGCCCUUGGUGGAAAUCGUGCCUCUCUAAAAUCCUAGGUUGCCUACAAGCCGCCUGCCUAUUCUUCUCUAGCCUGUUUGAUGUCACUGGGUACGGCUGUACAGCAAAGAACGCUAGGGGCGAACAAUAGCACCCCCUGUAAGGAAUUUUCUGGGCCAGUUUAACUUUGUGCAUUGGAAUGACAGGGAGCACAGUGGGAAGCGGCUGAAAGACGCGGGGCCUUUUGGCUUCCCUUGUGUAGCUUGUAGUGUUACAACUAUAAGCGAUUGUUCUUCCUAUACAUUCGAAAGGCAGCAUGAAACGGUGUCUUAACUAGAAAUAAAGGGGCUGUAGGGGGCCCUCCCCGUACGAGUGGGGGCUGUGCCAUUUCCUGAACAGAGAUUUCUGUGCCCUGCCUCUUUUAGACCUCUCAAACUGCUGUUUUUGGUAUGAAGAUUUUAGCUUGAACCGUGCAACAUUAUGAACCUUGGAAAACAAGUCAAUAUCAUCAGCUAAAUAUGUCUUCUGCUCCAAGUAGCCCACUCAGAAACAAAAGUGUUGCUAUUAUUGCAUCUUAUCAACUAUUUUCAGCCCGUUCCAACUAAACCUGUAGAGUAGCCAGUUGAGAAAACCUCUAAUUAAAAUAGGAACAAAGGGGGUGAUUGUAUUUGCUUGCUUUACAAACAUCUAUUUUGGAGGAAGGCGCCUGGGCCCCAAAACGUCCUCCCCCCCCAAAGGGAAACCCAGUUCCCAUGUUGCACUAAGUCAUGCUAUAGUUGGCGGUGUUUUGCUUAGCAGGUUGUGUAAGCCCCGUCACUUGGAACUUAGUCAACGAAGUAAUUGAACCAAGCUUUAACAUGAUGUGUUAAAAAGGGAAAAAUAAGGCUCCUAGAGUGCCAGGGAAACAUUCAGCCCACCCCUUUCUAUAGUAAGACUGUUCCUGUUGUGAUGGCUGAAUAAGGGCCUAGGCAGACCAACUGUUUGUGGCAACCUCGUUAUCGAUGGUUAGAGUUUGUCUGAUCCAAAGCAAGCUUUGCUUUGUGCAGUUGUGCCUUGAGCCCGCCUGACUGUCACUCCAGCUUUAAACAGGUGGCUCCUUCUGAACUGGCUUCUUUGGUUAUGCUUGGCUCUCUGCAUGCACUCCCCUCCUUUUUGCACAUGGCUCAUCUCUCUUUAAUAAACCAUCUCUGAGAAAUG
Molecule: messenger RNA, 2352 nt
Organism: Notechis scutatus (mainland tiger snake)
Lineage: Eukaryota; Metazoa; Chordata; Lepidosauria; Squamata; Elapidae
Gene: LZIC
Product: leucine zipper and CTNNBIP1 domain containing
Biological process (GO): negative regulation of Wnt signaling pathway
Cellular component (GO): cytosol; nucleus; beta-catenin destruction complex
Molecular function (GO): beta-catenin binding
Source: RefSeq, a predicted model, not a curated record